GUUCUUGCAUAUCUAUUGGCUGUAAGCAGAGCAGGUUGUAGAGUGCUGUGGGCUACCAUUGGCUCUGGAGUGAGGAAUGCUGUGUUUUGCUUGGGUCUGGGUCUGGCAGCAAAGGUCCAUGAGAGUUGUAGUUUGGUUUCGGAUUUGUAUAAAAUUGUGAAUUGAUGUGGUCGUGAUGGCUUUUUACAGAGAAAUAGGCGAGAAAUUUAUACCAGAUAUUAAAACAUAUACUGUAAUAGAAUGUGUUUGACUAGAUUGCAAAUGUUCGCAUAUACGCAUACGAGGCUAUUAAAAUGGACGACUGAUGACUGACAGUUAUGUGAUUGAAUUUUUUAAAUUUAGGAAGUUGGGGAAUAGUGAUUUAUUAUUUUAAUGACAAGGACGACUAUCAUGUCGGGGCACGCAGUUGUGGUUUGGGAAUGGGAAAAUAGGCAGGCACGAUGGCGUCCGUACAGUCCUGAAGUAUCACAGCUUCUGGAGAGGGCCUACAGCAAAAAAUUGACUCGCGUGAUAUUGAGCGAUGCAGAUCCUUUACUGGAAAAAUAUUACAUAAAUUUGAAAACAAAGACCCAAUGUUCAGAAGACUCUGGUGUUCCACAUAAUGUCCGGCGGAAGUUUUAUCGCCCAGAUUCUCCUGCUGGAAAAGGAUCCAAGUGGGAAUGGGCUGGAGAUGGACCUGGAGAGUGGCACACAUAUGAUAUGGAAAUCCAGUGUUUGAUAGAAGAGGCGUGGGCUCGAGGAGAGAAGACUAUAGAUGUCAGUAAAUAUUACCCUGCAUUCCCAUACAUCAUAAAUUUUUGUAAUCUUACUCAAGUUCGUAAUAACACUGGUUAUGUGCGAAACGUCCGGAGAGUACAGCAGGCACCAUACCCUCUCGUCAAGGUGCAGCCUGAGGAUUUGUGCAAUGGUCCUGCAGUGGCAGGUCGUAGAGCUACUCAGAACAUUAAGACACAACCUAGAGCGUGUAAUAAUGGAACCAAAGGAGAUAGCAGUAUGCUUUUGAAAGAUGCUACUAACUCCCUAAAAAAGCAGUCCAGUAUAUGCAGUAACCAGAAGAAGAAUCCAAAGAAAUGUAAAAAUACCAACGAUGGGCCUGGAAAUAUUGCUCGUACAAUUCUUAGCAAUUUGAAUAUUUUUGGGAGCAAAAACAGUUCCUCUCUCUCAGCAUGUAAUCCAAUGGUAGGUGCAGCUUCUAAUAGUUCUGCACCACGAAACUGCAGUAAAGAAUCUGUUCUGGAUGUAGAUUCAAGUAGUACGAAAAGUGGUCGUCGCCCAAGCGUAGAUACAGUGUCCACAUACCUGAGCCAUGAGUCAAAGGAUGAAUUGAGGUCAUCCCAAGGAGAUUUAUUAGAUUGUAGCAAUAAUAGUGAAGAAGUUUUUGAAAAUCCACAAAAAACGAUUAAUACGUGGAAAAUGAAAAAUAGAUGUUCAGGUUUUGGCUCAAUCGUUGGAGUUGACCCUGCUAGUCAUGUUAUUUCUCAGUAUGUCCGUGUUGUUGAGGAUGGUUGUUGGUCAGAUGGUCGAUGUCCAAUAUGUUUGAUGGAGUUGGCAGCUGAAUCAAGUGGGUGCAUGGUGGUAGCACUCACACAGUGUUGCCACCAACUUCAUCUUGAUUGCUUGAAUGCCAUGCUCUCUAGACAGGCUUGUAAAAAAAACAUGUAUAUUCAGUGCCCUGUUUGUAUGAUGAUUUAUGGUGAAAAGACUGGCAAUCAACCUGAAGGAAGUAUGGAUUGGACCAUAUUAAACUGCUCUCUUCCUGGAUAUCAAGGGUCUCGUACAAUACAAAUCACAUACAAUAUUGCUUCAGGCAUUCAAGGACCUGAACAUCCAAACCCAGGGCGACCAUAUUAUGCCGUUGGAUUUCCAAGGAUAUGUUACAUUCCUGAUACAGAUAAAGGUCGAAAAGUUUUGAGGCUUUUGUCUGUUGCAUUUGAAAGGCGCUUAGUGUUCACAGUAGGAAGAUCGGUAACAACUGGAAGGGAGGAUGUUGUUACAUGGAACGAAAUACACCACAAAACUGAACCUGGAGUAUCAAGUUCUGGCCACGGUUACCCAGAUCCUACAUAUCUUGAUAACUGUCUCAAAGAGUUAGCUGCCCAUGGUAUUACAGAAGACACUAGUGUGUACCAAGAACUGUGUUGAUAAGGCAGGUUAAAUUUUGUAAGCAUAUGUCACAAAAAGCUUGCAAUCUAUUAAAAUAAUAUUGUGUAGUGUCAUUCAUGUGUUUAAUGUAGCAUAUCUUGUGCUUUGAGAUGAAUUCUUUUAGGUAAGCAGCACUUUUGUGAAGAGUGUUGCAAAAGGCAGACCUGUUUCUUUAGGCUAUUACAGUGAGGUUCUAUGAUAUGCAUUUUUGGUGAGCACUCAAUGCUCUCAUUAACUCUCUAUCCUGCAAUUUUUUAUUAAGAAGUUCAAGCAAAACAUUUUAAAUUAAAAGCUCUUAAUUAAAGAGAUCUUAAUUAAAAAGACUUUUAAUAUGUAUGAUUGUGAACUUUGAUUAUUUUUACUGAAUAUCUUGUUUUUGUGAAAAGAAUGCGUAUCAUUGAAGUUUAUAUUUUUGGGUAAAAAAGAUUAAUAACCAAAAUGAAAUUGCUGUGGUCUGUUAUGACUUCUUAUGGACAUUUCUUCCAUGACAGGUUGUUAUCCAUUAUGCUCAAUUACGUUGACCUAAUGUUAAGCGAAUGGCGACAUUGAUAUUAGUUCUUAUUAAGGUGAGAAUGGAAUUUUAGCAACCUGUUAGGCCAGUUUUUUCUUUUUUCAUUUAUUUGCUUUUGUCUUCAUAUUGUCAUUGGCAUAUUGUUAUUAAAAGGUAUAAAAUACUAUUCAUAAUUUAGUACUUGGUUAUUAUUUUGAUAUUUUAACAGGACAAUAAUUUGCUCUGGGAAUAAGUUGUUUAUCCAAAAUUCCAAAUGUAUAGAAUAGUUUCAAUGAAAUACAUAAUUUUAAAAAUUACUAAUUUCAAAAAUAAUUUUUAAUGUAUAUUUUUCAACUUUUGUACAAACAAUAGGCAUUGAAAUAUGUCUAAAUUGCUCAAUAACUAUAUGAUAUAGGCAAGUAAUUUGGAGAUUUUUUCUCCUUUGUAUGGAAUUAAGCGCAGUGUAAUGUUCAAGAUAAAUUAUGAGUUUUGUGUGGUAUACAUUUUUAAAAAAUAUUAUUGGUAGACAAUUAAUUAAAUUAUGUGGAUUCUUCUUAUGCAAAGACUUGAAUAAGGAAUCCUCUGUGUUUUAUAAAUUCCUUUCUACACAUGAAGCAAAAGUGCAUUUACAUUUCAUUUCCAGGCAGAGAUUUUAUAGGUAUUUCUUCUCAAAAAAUAUGUAAAAGAGAAUUAUUGUUGCCUUUCUUGUCUAACAUGUUAACAAACUUCGAAAGAAAGGAAAAAAAAUUAUUACUGGUUGUUACUCAAGCAUGGGAAUCAUUCAGUAAUUUUUAAACCUAUUUCUCUCCUGUGUUUUGUAUAUUUAUGUACAUUUAGUGCCAUGAGAAACUUGUUUUGUGACAAGAUUUGUGAUCUCUUUCUGGAACAUGCAUCAUGUGUUAUCAUUCAUGAUCGAGGUCUAGGCAAUUGUUGAAGCCUUUAACUUGAUUUACAGAAAAGGGUUACUUUUGGGGGGAGGGGGAAACAUACAAAAAACAAAUAUACUUUAUGCAAUUGAAAUUUUUGAUCUUAUCAGUAGUAUUUAAACUUUUUUAUUGGUAAAGAGAUUGCCCAGGAAGCAACUGUGGUAUGACAGGUUGACAGAUGAAGUCGAGUGUUUUAUUUUUGCAAGAUAAUCCAUGGACAUAAUAUGGUCUUAAGAUUCAGUAUUCUUUCUCUCAAAUUGUUGGACUGAUAAAGUGAAAAGUAUUUAACAAAAUAGGCAAUGAAUCUGUUAUCUCAAAUAUUUCUAUUCAAAUUGAAAAUUUGUAAAUGAUAUGUAAAAUAGUUGGUAUAUAUGUGGUGUGUAUUUCAUAAAUAAUUGUUGUAAGACAGAAAAGUGGGACCAAUAGUAAUUUGAACAGAUUUAUUGCUAAUAAUUUUAAUAACUAUUUUUAUUAAUGAAUUUUGUAUAACUGUUAUAAAGUAAUAAUGGUUUAUAUUUUUAAAUAUUUAGUGCAAUAGCAUAUUUAUUUUGUGCCAAAUGAAUUCAUUUCAUAUUUCUGAAAAAGAAAAAAAAAUUGUGUGAUAUAUAUAUAUAUAAUUAUUGUAAUUUUAUUAACACAAUGUAAUAAUCCUUUAUGGCAAUUGGCUGAUAUGUUUCCCACUAUUCCUGACCCUGUUCAAAUUAGAGUACUUAUUUUGAGUUUUAUCCACAAAAAAUAUUGGCAGAAUGGUGCAAAAAGAAGGUUAUAAGUGGAAUAGACAAAUUUUAGUGUAUCAGAAAAGCAUAUAAAAUCGGAAGGAACUGAAAAAAAACUUGUGGACUGUUUGAGUUAAACAUCUGCCCUGAAAAAUUACUUUCAAGUAAGAAAUAUUUUGUAAUACUGUAUAAACAAAUUAUUUUAUUUUUUAGAAAAAUAAUACUUUU
Molecule: messenger RNA, 4502 nt
Organism: Gryllus bimaculatus (two-spotted cricket)
Lineage: Eukaryota; Metazoa; Arthropoda; Insecta; Orthoptera; Gryllidae
Source: the annotation of a GenBank genome assembly